Molecule: messenger RNA, 945 nt
Organism: Rotaria sordida
Lineage: Eukaryota; Metazoa; Rotifera; Eurotatoria; Philodinida; Philodinidae
Source: the annotation of a GenBank genome assembly
AUGCGCAUACCGUCACUUAUCAUUAUAACUUAUUCUAGUUGCUUUUUGCGUUCUUCUAACACCAACGUCAUUUUAUUCAGAAUGGAUUCACGUGAAUAUCAACAACCAAUAACACCUCCACCAUCUUACUCUUCUAUUGUCAAUGAUAAUCGACAGGCAUAUGGUUCUGAUAACUAUUCACAUCAAAAUUAUCGUGAAUCACGACAAGAACGCAUGCCUAAUUUCGAUGAGUUCAUCAAUCGUUAUGAAAUUAAUCCAAGUUUUGCUGAAAAAUUAUACGUACUUAGAGGUUAUGAAAUUGUUUUUAUCUGUGAUGAUUCAGGUUCGAUGAAUACGCCAGUUGGAGAAAUUACUAAUCCACAUGGAAAACAAAGGACACGAUGGGAUGAACUAAAACAAACGGUAUCGAUUGUUGUCGAUUUGGCCAGUGUUCUUGAUCCUGAUGGUGUUGAUGUCUAUUUUCUCAAUCGUGAGCCCAUGUUUCAUGUGCGUAGUGCGUCCGAAUUAGAGAAUAUCUUUGCUAUGGAACCAGAAGGUUCAACACCAAUUGUACCCGUUUUUCGACAAGUCCUUAAAGACAAGCGUAACCAUAUUUAUGAGCGUAAAUUGCUCAUUCUCAUAGCAACUGAUGGUAUACCAACAGACGAUCGAGAACGUACAGAUAUUCAUACACUUGAACAUGUUCUCAAAAAUGAACGUAAACCUACCAAUCAAAUUCCAGUUACAAUCAUUGCUUGUACAGACGAUGAAGAAUGUAUAGGAUACUUGAACAAUUGGGAUAGGAAGAUUCCGAAUCUCGAUGUUGUCGAUGACUAUCGAAGUGAAAAGAAAGAAAUUGAAGCCUGUCGUGGCAAAGAUUUACCAUUCAGUUUCGGUGAUUAUAUAGUUAAAAUUCUAAUCGGAAGUAUAGAUAGUUGGUUUGAUAAUUGGGAUGAAAAACAAUAG